GGCUCGUCGUCGUCCCAUCCGCCGAUACCUCCGCUUCCGCCGUGCCGCCGCCGCCGCCGUCCGUCCCGUACACCCCAAGCGCUCGGGCUCUGGCAGUGCUUCGCCUCGGUCCCCCGGUCCCCGUCCGCCCCGUCGAAAUCCUCCUCCGGUGGCCCUGAUUUAUGCUCGUGAACGAUGGAGCAGAGGCUGGCGAAUGCGUUGCGGAUGACCGCUAACGAGAAGAAAUUCAUAGCAAGCGCCCUGCUCUCUGGUCUCAGAGUCGACGGCCGGAACGUCUACGACUAUCGCAAGCUGAGCAUUAAGUUUGGCAAAGAAGAUGGCUCAGCAGAGGUGCAUCUGGGUCAGACGCGUGUAAUGGGAUUUGUGACUUCUCAACUAGUUCAACCAUAUAGAGAUAGGCCUAACGAAGGGACACUUUCAAUAUUUACCGAGUUCUCUCCGAUGGCCGAUCCUUCGUUUGAACCUGGUCGUCCCGGGGAGUUCGCAGUUGAGUUAGGCAGGGUGAUAGACCGUGGUUUAAGGGAAAGCAGGGCUGUGGAUACAGAAUCUCUUUGCAUUCUUGCUGGGAAGUUGGUAUGGGCUAUCCGUAUUGAUCUCCAUAUCUUAGAUAACGGAGGUAAUCUGGUCGAUGCUGCUAAUGUUGCUGCUUUGGCUGCUCUGUCAACAUUCCGUCGGCCAGAAUGCUCAUUGGGUGGAGAAAAUGGUCAAGAAGUAAUAGUUCAUCCACCAGAGGUUAGGGAGCCACUGCCCCUUAUAAUUCAUCAUUUACCUAUAGCAGUCACCUUCGCAUUUUUCAGCGACGAAAGCACUCUGGUGGUAGAUCCUACCCACCAGGAGGAAGCAGUUAUGGCUGGUAGAAUGACAGCUACUCUGAAUACCAAUGGUGAUAUAUGUGCUAUCCAGAAAGCGGGGGGAGAAGGUGUUUCUCAGAGUGUAAUAAUGCAUUGCCUACGGAUUGCUGGUACAAAAGCUGCUGAUAUAACAGUGAAGAUACGAGACACUGUAGAGGCGUACAAUACUGAAAGAGCUUUGCGAAAGAUAAAGCGCCACUCUGCUCCUGUUGCCUUGGAUGUCAGUGGGACUGUUCCUGCUGUAAGGAAAAAUCAGGUCAAAUCUCAGGAUCAGAGGGAAGUCAGCGGGUCAGUGGUUACUCAAGUGGAAAAAUUGAAGCCUAUGAAUGAGAGAAACAAUUCUGAUCAGAGUAAUGUCAUUGAAGGUAAAAUGGUCACAAAAUCGUUUGAACAAGGAGGAACUAACAGUAAAGAUGGCAACCCUAGGAGUUUCAUUGGAGGUCCAUCAAGUUGGGAUCCUUACUCGAGGGGUGUUGAUUCGGAUUUCCUGAAAUUAUCUCUUGCUUCGCGUGGAACUCCAAAACCCUCUAAAAAGCAAAAAGACUUGCAAAGUGAGAAACCACCCCAACAGGCUAGUCCAAAAGGAUCAUCUGAAGAUAUGAAAGUAACACCUCCAGCAACCGAGUCAGCUAAGAUUGCCUCUCAAACCCAUGUGGAGAAAACACUGAAGGAUGCUGUUAAGCCUAGACAUAAGAGGAAAAAGAAAGCACUUUCUGCAUUGGAUGGAAGUUAAGACACACUAGCAGAUUUUUGGAAACCCAGCUUUCCAGAGUAUCACCGAAAGUGGAGCUAAAAAGCAGAACUGUGCUAUGGCUUUGAACAAGGAGAA
Molecule: messenger RNA, 1680 nt
Organism: Syzygium oleosum
Lineage: Eukaryota; Viridiplantae; Streptophyta; Magnoliopsida; Myrtales; Myrtaceae
Product: exosome complex component RRP45A-like
Exons: 10
Coding region: 175-1584 (469 amino acids)
Biological process (GO): TRAMP-dependent tRNA surveillance pathway; U4 snRNA 3'-end processing; U5 snRNA 3'-end processing
Cellular component (GO): cytoplasmic exosome (RNase complex); nuclear exosome (RNase complex)
Source: RefSeq, a predicted model, not a curated record